CUCACUAUGGACCUAUCACGCUUAAGCUUACCGGUACUUCACCGGCAGAUACCAAGCUCUGCAAAAGAUGGCGAUAUUCACAAAAGCAACCUUUAUCUUAAUGCUAAUAUUAGUUUUAUCUGCUUACUGGAUGUAUGAUGGUUUUGAUGAAGAUUCUGUUAAAGGAAAACAAGUUGUUAUAACAGGAGCAAGCGGUGGCAUCGGUGAGCAGAUUGCCUAUCACUUUGCACGCCUUGGAGCCAAAGUACUACUGACUGCACGAAGAGAAGCAGUCCUAAAAAAGGUGGUUGAAAAGUGUAAGGAACUUGGAGCAGAAGAAGCAUUCUAUAUACCUCUUGAUAUGGGCAAUCUGGACCACACAAAACGCCUUAUACAGGAAGCUAAGACUAAGUUUGGGGGCUUAGACUACCUCAUUCUAAACCAUAUAACUACCAGCCACUUGGAGUUGUGGAAAGGUGACAUGGAAAGAUUAGAACAAAUUAUGAAUGUAAAUUUUAGAGCAUACGUCAGUCUAGCAACUGAAGCUCUACCAAUGCUUGAAGCAAGUAAGGGGUCUAUUGGAGUGGUUUCAUCAUUUGCAGGUAAAGUUGGUGUACCAUAUACAGCACCAUACUGUGCCUCUAAGUUUGCGCUUGAUGGCUUUUUUGGUGCACUUCGACAGGAGCUGAUAUUCAAAAACAAAGACGUAUCCAUUACACUUUGUAUUCUUGGAAGUAUUGAUACACCAAAUGCUCGUAGUGCUGCUAAAGCAAUACAGGACCCAGAUAUGUACUCAACCUCUUCCGCUGACACUGCUUUAGCUAUCAUCAGGGGUACAGUUACUAGACAACGUGAGGUGUAUUACCCACACAUGAUUAAACCUAUCACCCUUGUACGUGAUUGGAUCCCUGAUAUUUUAGAUAGUGUCAUUCGAAGUAACUUUAAAGUAGAUACUCCAGAGUAAAUCUAGAGAGGUGGUGGCAUUGAACUGACAUGUUUCAUUUAUUGUUAACCACAUUUUAAUGACUUUUUAUAAAUUUUAUAAAAAAAAUUUUAUGUAAUUAUUACUGUAAAUACAAUAUAUAAUUUGGGUUAAAAUUUAAGAUGAUGUUCCAAACUUAUUGUGUACCAAUUCAAAAAAAAAUUUUAAAAAAUAGAUCAUUUUUGGAAUUGAUGCACAAUUCCAAAAAUUUGAUCAUUUUUGGAAUUGUGUACCAAUUCCAAAAAUGAUCAAAUUUGAAUUAUACAGGGCCCAGGGAGGGAAUUUUACAGACUGAGUGUUCAGACUACCUCAAGCCACCAUGGGGCAGUAAGGUAGAAGAAACUCUCAAACUUAGAUUUGAAUUUUUGCCAUUUUGUUUAAAUGUUGGAACAUUUUUAGGGGGUGGUGGUAGGAGAGGCAAGCGGUAGUGCCAUGAAUUUGCUAACAGAGUGUCCGACAGACACUGCGAACCAAGGGGCCAACUUAAGCAUCGGCCAGGGUCAUGUAGUAAAACCCCUAGUGGGGUUCAUCAUUUAGAGCACAAUUGGCAAUCAAAAUUAAGUUAUUUGAAUAGGCAAAUUAAUAUUUUUAGUUCAACGACCUGUCCGAAAACCUGUAUAUAUCUCGAAGAACUGCGAAGAGUGUCAGUGAACGAACUGCCAGUCAUUCUAAUGUGUGGAGGUAAUGCACAUGCACAGUGAUCACUGAGCAACUGCCAUCGUAACCAGCAGUUUGAUUUAUGAAUACAUAUAUCAACUGUUCUACAUCCAGUAGUUUGAUUAAAGGGCCACAUAAAAGGUGAUGGACUCACAACUGACUUAUAAUAGCAAUUAUAGUUAAGUAAUUGCGUACACUAUGGAAAAUAGAAGCCUUAGGAGCCAUUAUUUCCUUUAAAAAUUGCCUUCAGCCCUCUGAUAUUUAGGUUUUUAGAAUACUGUAGUAAAUAUUGAUUAUUGUGCACCAACUUUCUUGAUUAUUUAGAUUAAAACUAGCAGCUGAGAUCAUUAGUAUUUAUUACUAGGGGUACAAGGAAAAUACAAAAAGGUUUUCCCUCUUGAAAUAGUUACAAAGGUUCCUAUUAUCAUUAGUAUUUAUUACUAGGAGUACAAGGUAAAUACAAAAACGUUUAUCAUUAUACCAUGCUUUAGUAUACCAGCAUUUAUGGUUGGUGUUGGAGGUAAAGUGUGGAUGGGAUCCUAAAUAUGUUGUUUAACUUAUUAAAAUUGUGGUUAAGUUUGAAACAUACUGUUCUUUAUGCCGAAGUAGGAUGGCAGUGUCAGAAAGCAAUUAAAAUUGCCAACGUCUAAAGCUUGCCAAAAGUCUUGUAUUUUAAUGCUUUUAGGGUGUACAGUACUAUUUUCAUGUAUUUUAUCGUAUUUUAAUGUGUUUGUAUCUUAAUGUGAGGUGUGUCUGCUCUCUUUUACUGUGUUUUACUGUGUUUAAAUGUUUUUAGGAUUUACUGUUCAGGGGCGGAUCCAGGGAUGUUCGAAUGGGGUGGGGGCGGCGAAACUGGGUCGAUCGAGACAACACUGCCCUAGGGGGACCUGGGGGAUUUUCCCCGCGAAUUUUUGUUUUCUAGACGCCGAAAAUAACCUCUGAGGCGUUUUGGCGAUCAAUUAUUUCUUUCUUUCUUUUUUCUUUGUUUUUUUCACUUUCCAAAAGGGAUGGGGGGGGGGGCGGGCGGCCGGCCCAGUCCUCUCAAAUUCCAACCCUGCUGUUUUAAUGUAUUUUAUAAUUUUUGGGGUAUUUGUCUUUCAUGUACUGAUUUAAAAGUGUACACUGAAAUAAACAUUAUUUAUUAGUA
Molecule: messenger RNA, 2765 nt
Organism: Anneissia japonica
Lineage: Eukaryota; Metazoa; Echinodermata; Crinoidea; Comatulida; Comatulidae
Product: hydroxysteroid 11-beta-dehydrogenase 1-like protein
Exons: 5
Coding region: 68-943 (291 amino acids)
Cellular component (GO): intracellular membrane-bounded organelle
Molecular function (GO): oxidoreductase activity
Source: RefSeq, a predicted model, not a curated record